This is a messenger RNA of Phytophthora nicotianae INRA-310, 2632 nucleotides long. RefSeq lists its product as hypothetical. Gene Ontology annotation, biological process: glucan catabolic process. The transcript has a single exon. The record is from RefSeq and is a predicted model, not a curated record. Lineage: Eukaryota; Oomycota; Peronosporomycetes; Peronosporales; Peronosporaceae. Gene Ontology annotation, molecular function: beta-glucosidase activity. Bases 1 to 2631 code for a protein of 876 amino acids.
AUGGUCUCCGUAACGUGGGGAAUCGCCCUAGCUCUCUACACGCAACUCGUCAGCGCCGGUGACCCGCUCGCCACUGUCUCCUGGCGUACGGGCAACGACAAGGUCGACGCCAUCAUCGAGGCCCUGACGGCUGAGGAGAAGGUCAGCCUCGUUCACGGCACCGUCGACUCGGAAGGCAACCAGCAGCAGGCCGGCUACAGCGUUGCCAUCCCGUCCCAAGGCAUCCCGGAAUUUCGACUCGCCGACGGUGAAGCUGGCAUCAACAUCGUGCAGAACGCCACGGGCUCGCCCGCGCAGUUGAACGUUGCUGCUACUUGGUCCCUCAACGCAGCGUACCAGCACGGAGUAAUCACGGGCAAAGAGGCCAAGCUGUUCAACAUGGCGGUGGCCCUGUCGCCGCGCGUGAACAUCCUGCGCGACCCCGUGACAGGAAACUUCUGGCAGUCAUACAGCGAGGACCCAUACCUGAAUGCUCGUCUUGGCAUCCAGGGUGUCAAGGGUCUGCAAGAUCAGGGCUCCAUGGCGAACGCCAAGCAGAUCGGCCCGUCGUCCACCGGUGCAAGUGCUGGUGAUACCAACAGUAUUGUGGACUUCCAGACGCUACAGGAGCUGUACUGGGUUGCUCCAGGUACUCUUCUACAGGAGGGCAAUGCUGCCACUCUCAUGUGCUCGUACGCACAGAUCAAUGGCAUUCCAGCCUGCCAGUACGAGCCGCUGUUCAACACCGUGCGCGACGACUACAACAGCUCCGCCAUCGUGAUGAGUGACUGGGGCGCCACACACUCGACGGCCGAGAGUCUCGUCGCCGGCAUGGACCUGGAGAUGCCGACGGGUUCGUACUACGACGCACUGUACGACUACAUCUACGUCUCAAAGAAUUUGAGCGAGUCGUAUCUGAAUCGCGCUGUCGGUCACAUCCUGGCCAAGUACGACGAGUUCGGUCUGCUAGGCACGACCACCGAAGGUUCAUCACCGUUGCCGCAAGAUGUGGUGGAGGACCACGCCAAAAUCUCGUACGACAUUGCCGUCAAGUCGGGCGUCCUGCUCAAGAACGACAACAACACACUGCCCAUUAAGUCGGGCUCGUCCAUCGCGGUGAUCGGCCCCAAUGGCGUGCAGUACACGCACGGUACGAACUUCGCGGAGCGUGCGUACGGCUUCCCAGACCGCCAAGUCUCAACGCUUGAAGCGUUAAAGUCUCGACUGGGCGAGGACGUCGCGAACGCCGUCGGCGUGGACCAGGAAGGAACGAUCAUCCCGUCGACGCACCUACGCAACCUGCAGGGUAACCCGGGUCUGAGCCGCAAUGACAGCCUGGGCGGCAGCUCGAACGACGAGAUUGUGUACUUCACCGGCACGUCUGCUCUGCCGAAGAACGCGUCGUAUACGUGGCAAGGACAAGUGUACGCGGAAACGGACGGGUACUACACAUUCUCGUUCGCGCGUGCGAUCCCCAGCUGGGAGAACCACACCAACCCAGACUACGGUUCCACCUGGUCAAUCGGCACUUUCAGUAUUACCGGAUCUGAGGUUGGCGAAGGCUAUCGGCUAUUCGGCGAUGGUGGUGUCAAGCCCUGGAGUAACUCGAUCGCUACACGUGACAACUGGGAUAAUAUCAAGUCGUACGUGUACCUGGAGGAAGGCUGGCACGACAUGGAAGCGUACAUCGUGGGUCUGCUCGAUGAGCCGACGUCUGUGCGCUUGACCUGGGUGACCCCCGCUCAACGUUCUGCCAACAUCCAGCUCGCCGUCGACAUCGCUCAGGAGGUGGACACGCCCAUCGUGUUCGCGUUCGCCAACAGCCCCGCCCAGACGGGUCUCACCUUGGACGACGGCCUGGACGAGUUGGUGACGAAGGUGGCUGCCGCGAACCCGAACACCGUGGUGGUGCUCAACAACGCAGAGCCUGUGCUGAUGCCGUGGCUAGACGACGUGGCUGCUGUGCUGGAGAUGCUGUACCCGAACCAGGAGGGCGGUUGGGCCACGGCAGAUCUGCUACUGGGCAACAACGUGCCGCAGGGCCGCCUGCCGGUGACGUACCCAGCGAGUCUGGACUCAACGAUGACCCGCAACCCGGACUACCCGGAGCGUGUUGCCACCGAGAGCGGCAACGCAACGUUCAGUGAAGGUUUGAACGCUGGCUACCGCUGGUAUGUGCACACGAACACGAGCGUGCUGUUCCCGUUCGGAUAUGGUCUGAGCUAUACGUCGUUCGAGUACAGCAACCCGAACUUCGCGGCGUCCAGCUCGACACAACAAAGCAGCAGCGGUCUUAACUACGAGGUGUCGUGCAGCCCGGAUGACGCUGACGCCGUCUUCAGCGUGUCGUUCACGGUGACGAAUACUGGCAGCGUGAAGGGUGUGGAGGUGCCGCAGGUGUACAUUGGCCCACCGGCAGACGCUGCAACGGCGUACCCGGAUGUGCAGUUUGCUGCGACGGCUCUGGUUGGCUUCGCGAACGUGGAGCUGGAGGCCGGCGCGAGCACGACUGUGACCAUCGGUGUCCGCGAGAAGCAGCUGAGCUUCUACAACGUGAACACCACGAGCUGGGAGGCUGCGAAGGGCGAGCGUCCCUUGUGCAUCAGCAAGAACGCGGAGGAGGCGGUGUUCAGCGGCAAGGUGCAGCUGUAAG